Molecule: messenger RNA, 6502 nt
Organism: Bombus impatiens (common eastern bumble bee)
Lineage: Eukaryota; Metazoa; Arthropoda; Insecta; Hymenoptera; Apidae
Product: zinc finger protein 91
Exons: 12
Coding region: 1421-6028 (1535 amino acids)
Biological process (GO): regulation of gene expression
Cellular component (GO): nucleus
Source: RefSeq, a predicted model, not a curated record
AGGGCUGCAGGAGAAACCAGCCGGAGGAAGUGGGAGGAGUGUGUGGAUACCAGAAUCAGAAUCGGAAUUGCAGAUGGCGCCUGACCUGCGCCACUUCGCCUCGCCAUCGUUCUGUCCGAGUUGGUGAAAGAGGAGGGAGGGGCUGGUUUUCUCUCGUAGUCUUUCUACGAUUCAUCCUCUGUUUCGUCGGCUACUGGUUAGCGCCGAUGACGAGGUAUUCGAAGAUAAAUCGCGGUACCCGAGAUAAAUCGAGCUAACCGUGUCGAGAGGAGAAAGGAAGGAAAAGGAGGGAGGAAACAAAGGUUCCAACGAGCGUAUCCGAUUUUUUUAAAGCGUUAAAUUAAAUCGUAAAAGCAAUCGUGAUGUUAAAACCCGGUGCUCGUGGUUGGCUGCGUAUAUCGAUUGAUACGUGAUCGUGGAUUUAUUGGCAUAUCUAUUUACGACCGUCGCUCAAUCAGAAGAUAACCUGCUUCAAGCGAAUUAACUGCUCGAGCUGUACGUUGACUCGUUGCGCGAUUGACCAUUGUAUCACAUAAACCGGAUGUCAAGAGUAGGAAAAACGAGUUAUUGGAAAUAAUUAUACGCAAGAUUCUGAAACGAAUAGUAAUUGUUGUAAAUGAAAAAAGGAAUCAAUUUACUUUUAUUGUAACAUAUAUUUAAGAUAUAUUCGUAAUAAUCGUAAUGUGAAGACUUUAUAAUUUAAAAACUUAACUUUUCGCUUGAAUUAAAUGUUAACGAUUUUAAAAAAUAUAUAAACUGGAAUACAAUAAAAUAUAACCGCGAUGUUGUUAUAUGAACUAUUAAUGAGGUUACAAGAUUCUAUUGUUAUUUUGAUAAUUCUGUAGAAACUGAUGUAUAAAAAAUCGGGUGAAGUUUGAUCGAAUAGUAUCGUUUUAUUCUUGGAAUUUAGUACGGGAAGUGAUCUCAAAGAGGUAGAAUUUCUUCGUGGGAAUGUUCGAACGCGCUCCUCGUCAGCAGUUUUACUAGGAAAGAAAAAAUGGCGCCCAUAGCCUCUAGAUCGCGCGACCACCGAGUAAUGCUGUACUCGUACUUCCGUAACGUGUACCAGCGCACAGUUCCCUAUUAGAAUUCCAUAAAUUGUUCACCGAGAUUUCGAGGUACUUUUUAUUCGACGAAAAUUAUGCCCGAGAUGAGGACCGUAUAUCGAAUCCGUAAUUUAUAAUUGUGAGCAAAGCCAUUUUUAAAAAAUCACUCGUGAGAGAUGUACACACGAUAUAAAGUGGCUUGUCAUUGAUGUCAUCGGGAAGAAGACAGACGUGUAAAACGAUGGAAAAGUGAAUGUUGUAUUCCUUUUAUCCUGAUACCGUGGUUCAGAAAAUCGAAUAGAAAUAAAAGGGUAUCUCAAUGCGCGAUAGGGAGACUAUAGAACAGACGUGGGACAGAAUAAAUCUUGUCCAAGAUGUCAGGAAGGCUACCCCGUCUGCGUGCACUUCGUCCACGACCCCAGCAAUUUAAAACGGAGUCACAUAAGGAAGGUAACCUUAAAGAGAAUCGUCAAGGAGUCGUGAUGAGGGAGCACGAGUUGCAAAGCGACACCGAACACAUUUCGUACAGUGUCAAAGACGAUGUCCCAAUAAAAAACAAUUCAAAGCACGAACACGAGGAGCUCGAUUGUUCGGGGUCUUCACAAAAUUACGAAUGUAAAACAUGCAAACCACCAAAACCUCUAUCAAGUCUUAAGGCGUAUCUCGAUCAUCUGAAAAAGGAGCACAAACAAAAGGGGAAAUACAUACGUGACACUGGAAAUCGAUGUUCUAUGUGUUCAUAUGUUGCAUUAAAUUCAAGAGAUCUUGAAACUCAUCAGAGAGUACAUCAUUUAAAGAGAAGGUUUUUCCGAUGUGCUAAGUGCUCUUAUGUAACACAUGUACGUGCUCGUUAUACAAAGCAUGUGAAAUAUCAUUCGAUGCCAAUGAUCAAAUGUGAUGCUUGUGAUUUCCGUACGCCAUAUAAGUGGAAUUUAGAUAGGCACACUAGAAAUCAUGGAGGAGGAGGGGCUUUUCAAUGUCGUGCUUGUAAUUUUACAGCUGAUAUUAGACAAAGUUUAACAGUGCAUGAAACUAAUCAUCAUGAACCUCCUGUGGGUCAAACAAAUCGUAAAUCUAGCACACCUUUCGAACGAAAACCAAGAAAUAGUCCUAAACGUUACAAUCAGGUGGGUGCAAGUGAUUUUCGGGAAUCACUACAUAUAUCUACAGGUACAACAGUCUCAAUCAGUCCUGGAGAUUCAUACAUUUCUGAUCAAUCCAUGGAAGAUAAGAGAAGUGCAAUAGCUAAUGCAGAAUGUAUAGCAUUGAAGUGUGAAGAAAAAGGAUGCCAAUUUAUUACUGCGUGGGAUUCUGAAAUGCAACGACACCUGGCAGAAUGUCACGCUCCAAUUACACCAAAUAAAUCCAGAAAACCACUGCCAAUGUUAAUUCCACUAAGUCCUACUAAGCUAAAUAGUAUUAACUCCAGUGGACCUUCAACGACGUUGUUAAAAGUUCCACGUGUUAGAGUAAGACCGGAACUCGCACAAAUUGCAAGAGACACGGAACUGGCAAAAUUGUAUGGAAAUAAAGAAGUCAGCAACUUAAAGAAGGAUGCGAAUAACGCGGCCGAUUUAUUUGAAAAAAAAAAUGCGUCGUUCUUUGAUAAGCUUAAGGAAAAGCUUACAACGACAGCGUCAAUUAAUAAUGGAGUACCGGAGGUAGCUGUAAGUACUACGAACGAUUUGAAAUGCUGGUGUACUUUUAAAGCUAGUAGCAUGGAAGAGCUGGCUUGUCACAAACAAAUACACCACACUGCUCUAAGUGUAUCCGUGGGCACAACGCGUUGCCCGAAGUGCAGGAGACGUUGCAAAAGUUCGACUGAUCUACAAGUGCAUAUGCAGUGUUGUCACUCGACAAGCAACGAUACGUCAAUACACAAUAGCUUAGAAAAAUUAUCAAAUUGUUCAGAACUCCGUGUGACCUCGUAUCGCGGUGAAUAUGCAUUCCCAGCGCAAACGGAUUGGGACGUUAAUCUCAACGGACUGAAUUCCUCUGGAUCAUCGGUUGAAGGUUCUUCGACGCAUCCAGGUGGCCGAUGGGUAUACAAAUGCCCGGAUUGUCCAUUUUGGGCAUCCACCGCAAGUCGUUUUCAUGUUCAUAUUGUCGGUCAUUUAAAUCGGAAGCCAUUCGAGUGUUCCCUAUGCGCGUAUCGCUCUAACUGGCGGUGGGACAUCACAAAACAUAUUAAACUUAAAGCAGCUAAAGAUCCAGUUCAUAUGACUGCCAGGGUACUUAUGAGGGAUGAAACAGGUCGACGGAAUUAUUCCAAAUAUAACAAAUAUCUUGCACAGGUCGAGCAACAGUCGUGGGAUGAUCAAAACAUGGAGGAACGUAGCGUGGAAGAAACGAAUUCUGAUGAACCGCCAACUAAGUUAUUCAUAAUGAAUAGCAACGAAUAUCGGCAAACAUCGGAUCUCCCGUCUUCUCCUAUUUCGAUCGUGUCUCCGAAUGAAGGAAACCAUAAUCUUAACACCAUUAACAUCGGAUUGAAACCACCACCGAUUCUUAAAGCUGCUGCGAGGAAUCGGGGACAGUCUUUACUUAAAAGCAAUUUGAUUUCCUCUCAUUCACUAUCAAGUGGAUCAUCAUCAGCGACGAUCGCAGAGGAAAAUAAACGUACUAUGUGGAAAUGCAAACGUUGCAAUUUUCGACAUUGUAGUAGAGAAAUUGUUUCUAUGCACGUUAAAUCUCACAGUGAACCAGCUGACCAACGCCAUGGAGAAGAAAAAAAUGUAUUUGGUUGUGGAGAUUGUCCAUUUUCCGCAUCUGAUGCAGCAACAUUAUCGAUGCAUAGAGUUCAUCAUCGUCCAAAUUUGGAUGCUAUUUUUAAAUGUUAUUUAUGUCCAUAUUAUGUCAGUACAAAAGUAGAGCUUUUGGAUCAUGUCAGACUUCAUGGAGAAGAGCUCGCCGUUGAGCACCAACAGAAUAUGGAGUACAAUUUCCCUACCAAGUCUAAAGCACAUCGAACUUUAAACACUGAUAAUAGUAUUAAUCGCACGAAACAAGAGAAGUCUGUAGAGCAAGUGAUUCAUAUCACAACGCAGAGCAACGUGACUUGCUUCACUAAUGUUUCGAAGAAUUCCGGAGCCCCACCGCCAUUGCUUCUUGAUACACGAGCACUGCCUGAAGCUCCAUUAGUAUGGGUGUCCCGACCAGAUGGUACACUAGCGAAAAUGUUAAAAUGUCGUCACUGCCCUUUUGUAUCUUCGCGACGAGCAGAAGUCCAGGAUCAUGAAACCAUGCACCUAGAUACUCCUAGUAAUGGUCCUGUGGUCGCUUGUACAGAUUGUAGUUUCACUUGCACACGGCGAGAAGUCAUGGUUGCACAUACAGAUAUGCAUUCCGGAUCUUUAGGCACCGUUCAUUGCUUGGUAGAUGAUUCAAGGCCAGAUUCGCAGCAAUUAAGCGAUUUGGCUGCGCUUCUCGGCUUUACUCAUUCUCCGGUAUUAGGUUCGGAACCUGAUCUACGAGACUUAAGACUUGUGCAUUGUUGUAGCAAAUGUCCAGCGCGAUUCCUUUGCGAAAAGGAAUUAAGAAUACAUUUAAGAUAUCAUUCUACAGAACUAGCUUAUUCUUGCCAAUGGUGUUCUUAUGCUGCUCGACAACCGGCCCAUCUUUUAGCCCAUCAGAAGGCACAUUCUACGGAGUAUCAAGAGCGUACCAAAUAUUUGUUAUCUUUGUACGGCCAGUCACAGCGAUACCCGCCCCCUACCACAGCUUGUGUUGAAGCAAAUAAUCAAGAUUCAAAUAAUUCUACACCUACUGUCGCAUGGAUUGUAGUCGAAGUUACAGAAAGUUCCAACAACGGGUUUAAUAGUAGCAUAAACAACACAAAUCAACGAACUGGUAAUCAAGUAUUCACUUGUGCAAAAUGUCCGGCUCGUUAUUUCAAAUUGGAUGCUCUAGAAUAUCAUAUGACCUUGCAUGGAUCAAACAAUAGAUUUAAAUGCACUGAGUGUGACUAUUCGUCGAAAACGGCUCAGAAUUUAGUGAAACAUCAGGUAGUUCAUAGACGUCAAAACGAAGCGAGCGAUGUAACUUCAAAUCUGUCGCCUCCUCCCGACCCACAGUUUGGACUUUUUAUGCGUGGGAAUCCUAACUUUGUAUAUCCUGGUUAUUUAAGAAACGGCCGAUUAAAAGAAAAGCGAUAUAAAUGCCAUAAAUGUCCUUCUGCCUUUGAGAAACGAGAACAAUACAGAGUUCAUCUAACUCUGCACGGUGCGAAACAAAGAUAUCGCUGCGAUACGUGCGACUAUUCCGUAAAAUAUUACGCUAAUUAUAUUCAACAUCUGAAGAAACAUCAGGCAAAUGCAGAGGCGCAAGCUUCACGUAGACAAUUUGAAGACGAUACAAUUACCAUUGAUAGCGAUAAUAUUUCCGAUAAUAUAGGCUCCAUUUCACGUUCAGGAAAGACGCUUAAAUCACCCAAUAAUUCAGCUUCAAUCAUGACUACAAAUGGUAUAUCAGUGUUAAAUUUUGGUGGAGCACAGGCCUCGAAUCAAGAUAAGCAGUCCUUAAUGUUGCUACAAAAGAAAGGGAUACUUCUAUCUUCUAACGACGAAAUGGAGACGUUACGUUGUCAAAGCUGUCCGUUUUCUACGUGUGACAAAGACAUGAUGGAUGCUCAUAAGCGUCGACAUGGCAUUGAAAGAAUGACACCGUCUUGUCCUCAUUGCGAUUAUAUACCGCGAAAAGAUGAGAAUGUCGGCGAACAUAUUAGAUUGCAUUUUACAAGACUUUAUAAACCAGAAUCCUAUCUUAUUAUAGAACUAUUAACAUUGACAAUGAAAAAGAUAUCUUCAAACGGAAAGGAAGAGAAACAAAAGGCUGCCGAAUUACUUUUUAAAGAAUACGCGGAUGGAAGAUUUUUUCCUUUUACCGAUACCAAUUCCUUUGGGAGUCCUCCUACUGUGAGCAGUUACAAAGAAAAAGUCAUAGUCGAUCCAAAUACAGGAGAAACGAAACAUUUAACUGUUUAGAAAAAAUUAAAGUUGUCAAAAUAAUUGCAUAUUGUACAUUUCUCUGUAUAUAACAAAUAUGGUGCAUUUUAAAUGUUUAUGAAUAUUUUCUAGAUUCAUUGAUUCAACAAACUAUAAAGGAAUAAUGGAGAAAAAACUGUUACGUUCCAAAUAGUAGGUUAUAGAAAUCUGCAUGAAGAAAUGAACAUGGUUAGGCUUGUAGUAUUGCUACAUGUACAGAAUGAAAUUUUGAUCAAUAAUAAUAUCUGUAAUUGCUACUGUAUUUCUUAUAAAUGAACGCGAUCAUGAUUAUAAUCAUUAAAAUGAGUAUUUUUCAGCGUCAUGCUUAACAAAUAUGAAACAAUGCCAUACUUUGUUCAUAUAUUAAACAUUUUCUCACAUGCAUAUAGUUUAAUUUUAUUGUAUAUAAUAUCCAAAUCCAUGAAUCUUGUACAAUACAACAAUAAACGAAUGCUAUAUACAUGUAUAGAUUUA